Molecule: messenger RNA, 1411 nt
Organism: Phalaenopsis equestris
Lineage: Eukaryota; Viridiplantae; Streptophyta; Magnoliopsida; Asparagales; Orchidaceae
Exons: 7
Coding region: 285-1007 (240 amino acids)
Source: RefSeq, a predicted model, not a curated record
CCUAUUUUUAUGCAGAGUUCAAGGGAGAAGGGCAGAAGCAGUAAGGAAUCGUUGCCAUAAUUGAUGAAGCGGAGGCGAGAGAGGAAACUUUGGCGUUGCAGAGAAAUUACCAUUAAAAAUUGAUGUUUUGAGAUUCACAAGUUUUUGCACCAAUUAAGAGAGGGCGAAAGCGAAAGAGAGAGAAAGAUAGAGGAUAGGAGGGAGAGAGAGAGAGAGAGAGAGAGAGAGAGAGAGAGAAAGAGAGAGAGAGGGAGGUGAGGGUAGAGAUGGGAAGGAGGCUUUAAAUGUCGGCACAUGGGUUGGAAGGAGGGCUACAAGAAAGAGCUGCGGCUGCUCCUCUUAUCUGCCUCCUAGUCCUUGAUACGCAGGAAGCUUCACGUGUUCUGGCUUUUCAUCUCUUUACCGAUCGCUUUCUGUUUUCUUUCUUGGGCAUCGGGAACGGCAGGGAAGAAGAAAGGAGAGGACUUUUGGUCUAUUUUACCGUUUCUGCGGUUCUUUGUUUGUUUUGUUGUUUUGCUGUAACUCUGUUGUUAGUAGAGAUGGAAGAAAAGAAAUCGUCUUUUGUUGACGAGUUUUUCCCUGAAAAGGAGGCAGCUUUGCCGUCAAAAUCCGAUAUUUUGAGCUCCAUCUUCCCUCCACGAUCACCGGUUGCUCGAAAGGAUUCAUUUCGUGGUGACUUAGGGGAAGUGAGGGCAAGAAGGCAAGGGAAUGAGGGCCUGAGUUUGACCGAACAGAUGGGAGCUUCAAGUGGCAGUUUUCAGUCUAGCCCUCGUAAGAACCAGGAGGGGUUGAAGACGAACAAUGAACCCAACGUACCCCGUGACAUAGCAGAACCUUUUCCUAUGAGCUCAUCUGUGUUUUAUGGUGGCCGGGAUAACUUAAUACCUGAGAGUGCAUCUUCCUACAAAUCUGGAAGCACAUACAAUUACAAGAAUGACAGUGAAGAUGGUAGUAAUUCCGAUGCGGCUAAUCGUGGGGAAUGGUGGCAAGGUUCCUUCUACUAUUGAAGAAGCUUCAGAAAUUUUACUUGAAACAAAAGUGUAUAUUUUUGUUUCAUGGAGGGCUUAUGGAAAUAUAUGACUCCUUAUUUAGGUAGGAUCUGGAUCUACUCCUAGUGGAACAGAGGACCUUUAUCAAACUCUGUUGCUACUUUUAUUUAUCCAGGAAGUUUGAUCGUUUAUCUUGCUUUCAAGACAUUUUUAUCUUUUUAAUGUAUCUAUUUAUGAUGUCUUCAGCCCCAACUUUAAAUAUGUUGGGAGCAUGGAAGGCCGCUUAACUAAUGUAUGUUUUAUCUUCCAAGAAGUCAAGUAAGGUUAUGUUUGAUGAGUGGGUACUUAUAAAAGUUGAUUUUGGAUGUUCGUUCUAAAUUUUAAUAUGUUUUGGUACCUGUAAGAAUAAUAGCUGUUUCACU